This is a messenger RNA of Iphiclides podalirius (scarce swallowtail), 273 nucleotides long. NCBI's taxonomy places the organism in Eukaryota, Metazoa, Arthropoda, Insecta, Lepidoptera, Papilionidae. The record is from the annotation of a GenBank genome assembly.
AUGGGCAAGCUUCGCCCCGGACCCUGUGUCAGGACCGUGAUGAGGACGUGUGACGCCGAGGGAUUUAAGCGCGCUCUACAGAAGGAUCCAAAAUUAAUGGUCGGAAGGCUCCAAUUCGUUACCCACAUGUACCGUGCAUGCGAUAGGUGCGGGGCUAAGUGGGAGAUUGCCGGGACAGAUCUAAAGCCGCAAUUACUGACGGCUUUGCGUUCCAAUGCUGCUGAGAGCGUCCCGACUUCGGUUCUAAUCGCCAGGGUCAUCGCAGUACGCCCC